UUGCAGUCUCUACCGCAUAGAGAGCAAAAAGGGAGGACGGUCAAGUCCUUGUGAGAGGAGACAAGACGGAACUUCACAGCGCCGGUUGGAGGUCUCAAAAGUACGGGGCGGCUGUUGCAAACCCCGACGAUGGCAGUGUUUCUCUUGCACUUCGGGCGCGUAAAGCGUCGAUUCGAAGUGUCGCUUUUUGGAAUCCGGGAGUAUGCUUUGUCCUUAUGAGAUCCGAUUUGUUCCUCGAGGUACCCCUCAACGGGUCGAGAUAGUAUACGUUGCAGCUUGCGGUAUUGCCGUCACGAGACAGCCGCGAACCUCCUUCCUUUUGCAUUUCAUGUCUUACCAAGGGUGUCCUGAGUAGUGAGUAUUGAUCGAUAAUGCCGUUUCAAAUCGUAGACAUGGCUGCGUUCGGAGGGAUGUCUGACGUAGGGAAACUGGUCCUGUUCGAGGCGGUCGCAUUUUUCAUUCUCGAAUCGCUUGUCGGGAUUGGCAGCCUGGCGCUUACGAUCGUGGGACCGACGAAAGAUGGCUUCAUCAUCCCGAGGCGCCCCGACCUUGCCGAACGUCCUUUCGGAGUCCUGCUGGACCGAAAUAAUUUCCGCCAUAUGGCGUGGUUUGGCAAAUUUAUUGGUAUUGAGCCGCGGUCGGGAGAGAAGGAGUGGCCUGCUAUGCGUGAACGUUCGACGCUCCAUGUUCGACUUGGUAGUGUGUCUCCCCCUCGAGUGAUCUCCCGACCCCUCUUUUUCCGUUUGGAGCUUGUGUUGGUGUUAUUCCGCGCCGGUCCUGGGUCGAGCAGGCUUGCCUCGGUUCGGGGGGCGCUCGCGGAACUCCCGUGGGAACGUGCGCUGAUGGAGAUCAAAUUCUCCGAGGAGAAAAAGAAUGAAUCGAAGAGCUCGCCAAAAAAGACCGGUAACUGCCCCCGCAAUGACGAAGGGGAGCUGGAGUCGUCGAGCUCUCUUGACUUUCAUGGCGACGGCACGGAUGGUUUCGCUGGCGCAUCUGACGGAGCGGGCUGCUUUCCGUGGGUCAUGAAGUUGAUAAUGUUCUCCAUGUGUCGUAAGGGCUGGAGCUGGGGGACCCAUCUCCCCGAGUGGGCAGUGAAGCUCAUGAUGCAGGAAGGCAAGGAUUUGUUAGCGCCGGCGGAUUGGACGCAAACCAAGCUCUCUAUCUGUGAACUCGUUGAUGGUAUUUGCGUGGCCGGGAAGCAGGCGUGUGCUGCAGGGCCUGCUGGGCUUGCUCCCUUCUGCCGCUUAGUGGUAACCAGAUGA
Messenger RNA from Fimicolochytrium jonesii, 1262 nucleotides. RefSeq lists its product as uncharacterized. NCBI's taxonomy places the organism in Eukaryota, Fungi, Chytridiomycota, Chytridiomycetes, Spizellomycetales, Powellomycetaceae. The transcript is spliced from 5 exons. The record is from RefSeq and is a predicted model, not a curated record. The coding region runs from base 372 to 1262 and encodes 296 amino acids.